ACAAUUGGGAGGUUUCCCGGCACCGCUUAACCAAUCCAGAAGACAAUCGCUUGCCAUUUAAUUCGUCAAUGGCAAAUACAAAUUAGAACAUCAACGAUGAGAACUAAAAAUGCGCUUUCCCUUCCCUCCUUUAUAAUCUCUGCAACAACACCACCAAUCGUCAAUCAACCCAAGAAGAAAUGGCAAACCUCUUUCGCAAACAAGCACAGAACUACGCCGCCUCCCGGCCGAGCUACCCGCCGGAGCUCUUCAGCUAUAUCGCCUCAAAAUGCCCCGGUCGCCGCCUAGUUUGGGACGUCGGCACAGGCUCCGGCCAGGCCGCAGCCGCCCUCUCCUCCAUCUUCAAUUCCGUCGUGGCCACCGACGUCAGCCCAGAGCAACUCUCGCACACCCCAUCCCAGAUCCCUAACAUCCGCUUCAUCCUCACCCCUCCCUCCCUCCCCCUCGCCGAUCUCCAUCGCAUCGUCGCCCCUCCCGCCUCCGUCGACCUCAUAACCGUCGCGCAGGCUCUGCAUUGGCUCGAUCUCCCUGCGUUCUACGCGCACGCUCGAUCGAUGUUGGUUCCUGGCGGGGUGAUGGCGGCGUGGUGUUACACGGGGGCGGUGAUCGGCGGGGGGAGAUCGAGGGCGGAUGAGAUCUACCGUCAGAUUUAUGCGGAAUCGGGACCGUAUUGGGCGGAUGAAAGGAGGUUGGUGGAGGAAGGGUAUAUGGGAGUGGAGUUUCCUUUCAGGCCGGUGGAGGGGGAGGAGGGGACGGGCCCGGUGGUAGGGUUUGCAGCGGAGAGGGAGAUGACGGCGGCGGAUUUCUUGGAGUAUGUGAGGUCCUGGUCGGCGUAUCAGACGGCUAGAGAGAAGGGAGUGGAACUUCUGACGGAGGAGAUUGUGGAGGAGUUGGGGAAAGCUUGGGGGGAUGAUGGAGAGGCGAUCAGAGCAGUUAGAUUUCCUAUUAGUCUAAGGAUUGGGAGGGUUUGAAAAGACAUCCAUUGCAUUUCCUCUCAAGACCAAUAUGUUGGUGUUCUGGCAAAGGUUCUUCCUCUCUACUGAAAUCUCAUACUACGGAACAAGCUAUACAUUGGAGGUAAUGACAGAAGUCAGGCAAUCUUUCUCUAAACAUUCAGUUCAAACAAUCAAAUCAAUAUUCACCACUCAAGCACACUAACCUCUGCGAUUUGAAUUAACUUAGAGAGUAUAUUAGGUAUUGUGUGAAAUAUAUAAUAUUUUGUUGGGGGGGUUUACAUACAUAUCAUUUUCUUUUAUGCUAUUUACAUAUC
Messenger RNA from Dendrobium catenatum, 1270 nucleotides. Its product is annotated as putative methyltransferase DDB_G0268948. Gene Ontology annotation, molecular function: S-adenosylmethionine-dependent methyltransferase activity. Lineage: Eukaryota; Viridiplantae; Streptophyta; Magnoliopsida; Asparagales; Orchidaceae. The transcript has 2 exons. The record is from RefSeq and is a predicted model, not a curated record. The coding region runs from base 180 to 971 and encodes 263 amino acids.